Sarcophilus harrisii (Tasmanian devil) is the source of this 5193-nucleotide messenger RNA. It is a transcript of the gene EREG, whose product is annotated as epiregulin. The coding region runs from base 274 to 771 and encodes 165 amino acids. Gene Ontology annotation, biological process: epidermal growth factor receptor signaling pathway; positive regulation of cell population proliferation; positive regulation of mitotic nuclear division. Lineage: Eukaryota; Metazoa; Chordata; Mammalia; Dasyuromorphia; Dasyuridae. The transcript has 5 exons. The record is from RefSeq and is a predicted model, not a curated record.
CCUCACUCGUCGGACAGGAUAGGCUGCAUUGUCCCACACGUUGUCCGAGGAAGGCACACCUGAGCCUGACCGUCCGCGAGUCGCGAGCCUGUCCGCCCCAUAGCUACUCGGGAUCGACCCUACCUACCAGCCGCGCAAAAGACCAAUUGCUGGGAUUUCCAGGUCAGCCAGGAGGUCACUAGGCAGGACCUCCGUCGCUCAGCUCCGACCAGCUAGCCCAGACUAGACGUCCCAAUUUUCCCAUUCAUUCGCAGCCGAGGACGCUCCUCCGAGAUGGACAGCUACUUCUGGAAGAUCUCUACUGUGUUGCUCACCAUCGGUAUGUCUCUUUUGCAAAAUGCUCAUAGUACAACUGUGAUUCCAACGUGUAUCCCAGAAGAAUCAAAUGACAACUGCACUGCUUUAGUUCAGAUAGAAAAUAAUCCUCCGGUGGGUCCAGUGGCAAUUGCAAAAUGUGGCGAGGACAUGCAAGGCUUCUGUUUCCAUGGGCAAUGCAUCUACUUAGUGGAUAUGAGUCAACACGUCUGUAGGUGUGAAGUAGGCUACACAGGCAGCAGAUGUGAGCAUUUUUUGCUAACUGUUCACCAGCCCUUGAGUAAAGAAUAUGUAGUAUUGACUGUCAUGCUUGUUAUUCUGUUCCUGAUCAUCAUUGUUGGGGGCACAUAUUACUUCCUUAGAUGGUACAAAAAUAGAAAAAGCAAAGAAUCAAAGAAGGAAUAUGAAAGGGUGACUUUGAAUGAUGAAAAGAACUCAACAUUUCUACAAGUCUGAAAGAAGCAAAUGGCACAUCCUUACUACUUGCCUGGUGGCAACCUCUUAGUGUUAAUAGUUUGUUUUAUUAAUAAUUAUUAAUAAUAUUUAUGUUAAAAACAAAAAAGGGUCAAACCAUAUAUUUUUUUUCUUUUAAAAGAAGUCCACGGAGAUUUUAUUUUUAUUUUUUUAUUUUAUUAUUUUUGUAUGAUGGAAUGUUUGCUAGUGUAUAAAGUGCAUGUAGUAUUUUAUACAUAAAAUCAGUUUUUUAUAAGAAAUACAAACUCCUGGGCUAAGUGCUUUAUUGAAAGCUACAAAGCUUACAAGCUUGUAUUGGAAUCUAUUCCAAAGCCAUCUCCUGUAAUGUGUCCGGGAUACUCAAGUGAAUGAUGACAAAAGACAGCAAAUGCAUUUCUUACGUAAUAAUUUAUUGGAAAGCAUGGUUCACUGAAAACUGACAUCAAAGGAAUGGGAUUGGAAGAUGAAGAUAUAAUUUGCCUUGGAGUCCUGUGGCAAGCAAAACAUUAAAAAAUGGAAAAUAUGGACAAUGGGAAUGAUUUGGGAAAAAACUUUUUUUUUCCCAUCCGUUUUCUAUUAACAAUUGAAUAUUUAUUUACCACAAGCAACUGUGCUCAGUAUUCCAUUUUAGGACUUAACUGUAAAAAUUCAAAAAUCAAAUAUGCAACUAGGUCUCCAUUAAUGUGAAUAGCAAAUCCUGAUAUUCAAAUUCUCGCCAAAGUUAUAAUUAUGUAAAUCUGAUAACUGCUUCAUCGUCUUGCAAUGCAAAAUUGAAUAAUGCAACAAUUUCAGGAGAUUCAUUAUUUACAUUAAUCAGAGGCCUAGAUGUAUUUUCACCAAUGAAGAUUUUAAAGAUGCUUCCCUAAAUUUUAAUUUUUGAUUAUCCUUUAUAUUCUAGAAGCAACUUAGAAUCUUAUCCUUUUUCUUCAUUAUAUGUUUGGAUUGAAAUAACCUUUUGAAAUAAAGGUUUGGGAUUUCCUCACUGUGAAUUUUUCCAUCAACAGACAACAUAUUCUACACUUUCACAGUCAGUUAUCAUCAGUUACUAUGACCAAAUUAAUUCUUUAUAUGGGGCACCUUUUGUCAGCCUUUGGGUAGUGAAUGUCUUGGAACUUGACUAGAUAGCUCAUUUAUCAAUCAAUAGACAUUUAGUAAAUUUGCACCAAACUUGUGUUAUAGCUUCAUAUUCAGAAGUCUUUCUAGCCUGGUUACAGAUACUCUUAUUAUAUAUAAUAUAUAUAUGUAUAUUUACACAGAUACUCAUAUAUAUAUAUAUAUAUAUAUAUAUAUAUAUAUAUAUACUAUAAGAGCCCAGAUUGACCCUCCAUUCCAAUGAAAAAUUGGAGUAGGAUUUCAGUAAUGGUCCUAUUUGAGUAUUAUUAUAUUUACAAGAGUCUAUAGAUGCUCAUCAAUAUAUUUUGGUUGUUGUUAUGUUGCUGUUGUUGUUGAAUUAUCAGGGGAGAAAAUCCCUUAACAAGAGAAUAUAUUCCAUGUCCCUUUCUCCAAUGUUUAUUUUUACAAAACUUUCAUUUAAAUAGGAUAAGAACUAGAUCCUACAUAAUAUGUGAGCAGACGAAUAGAGUGUGCAUGAAUGAAUGCACAAAUACACAGGCACACACAGAAAAAUUUUGAUGAUCUAAUUUAAUAUUUCAAAGUGUAAUAAUGUUCAGUUGUUGGUUUUGUAAUAAAUAGAAAAGCAAUGCAAUGCAAAAGUCAGUCUGAAAUUAUUUCCUACCAGCAGUGAACUAGAGUUACCAUGAGAUAUUAAAUCACUGAAUGUAUUAUAUACCUUUGGUUUUCUUAUUUACAAAAUGAAUGCUACCCUAUUUCUAUGUGCAGCAUGAUGAGAUUCUUCAAGGUUUAAUACUCCAAAAUGCUAAUGGAGCUAGGAUGUCAUCCUCUUGCAAAUGUCCACCAGAGAUGCAAACCAUACCCUGUCCUAUGCAACUCUUGUCUCUUCUUCCUUAAAUCUGCCACAGAGGGUCUCCCCAAAGUGCUAGUGGCAGAUGAGUAUUAUAAAUAAGCCCUUGAUGAUAAGUGCAUUUUCCCAGUUUAAAAACUUGAUGACUCCAUAGGUACAACCAUUAGCCAAAUAAGGCAAACAUAUAGCCAAAUUGUCCCCUUUUCUCCAGUGGUUUAUCUGUCUGAUCAACAUUUUUAAAAGCAAUUUCACAAUCUUAGAGUUUGUAAGUCAUGAGUUUUUAUGAUACAUUGCUAUGAAGACUGCCCUUCAUAAAAGGAUAUAUGUAAAAUAAUAGAUAACAUUCUUCCAUUGGAUCUAGACUAAUAGUUUAUAGGGACUGCAAGUCAGUUCCUAGAAUAGCUUUUAACAGCCCAAUUCAUUCAACAAAUCUUAAAAUGUCAAAAAUUAUUAAAAGUGAGGAGAGGGACCCGCAGAACUACGUAUCAAGUGAGUUCCCUUCUUUUUUCUCUAAAUUUUUAUUUGCCUUGUGUUCAGAGGCAUAGACCUGCAGACCACAGGGUAGCAACACAGUCAUUAGGUCCAGGAGCUUCAAAACUUUCUACCUUUGAUAGCUAUAAACUAUAAGCCAUUUGGACCAUCGUGUUUGUAAAAAAAAAAAAAAAAAAAUUAAGCACACAGUUGUACCUUGGAUUUAGUGUUUUUUUUCCUUUGAUGACAUAUAUAUGCAUCAUGAUUUGAGUUUUGAGUAAGUUACAUUUUUUAAAAAUAUAUCUCAAAGAUAUCAAGGUAAAAUUAAAAUUAGGAUAAUAAGAAUUAGUGACAUGCCAAAUGUCAUAAUGUAUUUGGUUGCACAAAUUAAAUCAAGUUGUGCUUCAAAUACUUUAAACAUUUCAUUCAUUCCACAGAUUUGAACAUUACCUAUAUAAACACUGAGCACCAUGUUUUCAGUCAGGGUCAAUUUACUUUCACCAGUUUUUAUACCUUGGCAAUUCUAUCUAUUGUUUCAUUAAAAUAAUUGCUCGAUGGCAUCCACUCAUUUAACUUACAGACAUGACCUCUAUUGAAUUCAGUAUAGCAAAGUCAAUUCAGAAUAAAGCAAAAAAUCGGUACUUCUUGAUCUUGGUUCUUAUUCUAACAAUUCCCACUCCAUCCUUAUCCCACCUUCUACUCCAGCUUUAUAAUACAAUUAAACAAUUCACCUCCAAAAGUAAUUGUAUCUUUUCUUGAGAAAACAUAUGAAAGAAAGAAAUACAAAUUGAAAGUGGUAUUAGAAAAGAAAGUAAAUCAACAUGGCUAAGGAUUUGAUUUUCAAAUAAAAGUCACUUAUCAUUUAGUAGCCACAUUGGGAAGUUCCAUUUUCACAUUCUUCAUACAGUUUCAAAGUAUCACACAUUGAAGAUAUCCAUAAAAACCUUCAAUAUAACUUCAAUAGUUACAUUAUUCCCUAUGAAUGUCUUUACUUAACAUUUUUUUCUAUAAUGUAAGAAAAUGUCUGUGUCAAAGACAUAACUUUAAAAGGGGCUAUGUGAUUGGAAGAUAUGGAUAUAUGAAUGGGGACAAACUUGUAAACCUUCAUACUAAACUCAUGACUUCCCAGAAAGCUGUGACAUAAUCCACUGUACACUCUAAUACUAAAAGAGAGAAAAAAAUCCCAAAAUAAUCAAGAUUUGUAGUUGAAUUAAAAGUUCUGAAAACUUAUAACUAAAUAUUUAAUCUUCACCAAUUCCUAAUUUAAUAUAAUCUAUUCCUAUUUGCUUAAGUAGUUUCACUCUUUGGACACAAAAUAUUAACGAGUACUCUAAAAUCUCAUGUCAUCUCCCAAAUGGCACUUUUUUUUGGUUGUAAGGAUUAUAAUUAACUAAAUUCCAGCUGUUUAUUUUAUGAAAGUAAGUUAUACUUUCUUCAGUGAUUACAGUACCAAUAUCUCAUUUCUCUUUAGUUCAAAAAAUGCUAUUUACUAUGGAAGGGAUGUCAAAAUCUGACCCACCUAUUUAUUAUUAUUUUAAGAUCCAUUUUGUUACUUAGUUUUAGAAUAUCAAAACCUUGGCCUAAACAUUUACUAUGUUUUCCCAAUUUCAUUAAGAUCUGGGGAGAGAAUAAGAGGAUAAGUCACUGUCUUUACAAUAUGUCUUAAUAUUUUCACUUCUUCCCCCCAAAAAAUCCAUGAGUAGUAUCUGACUUUCAAAUGUUAUAUUUUGUAUAUUAGAUGGUAUAUUUUUUUCUCAUUUGCCUUCAAACGAUAUAAUUGUAUUUUUAAUUCUGUAAAACAUUCUAAAAUUCAGUUUGUGUUAAAAAUCCUAUUAAACAUAAAAUUGUAUUGUAUGCAAUUUGUUGCUUAUGAUUGUCUGAACAGUAAGAGCCUACUGAAUUGUAUCAAUUUGUUGUUUAUGUCCAGUAUCAGCUUUGAUAGUAAUGUACCUUAAAGUAUUGAAGGAGAAUGACUACAAACAAUUGUACAUCUUAAACAAAUCUAUUGAGAGGAAAAAAAAUUAAACAUAUCA